Molecule: messenger RNA, 1389 nt
Organism: Salvelinus sp. IW2-2015
Lineage: Eukaryota; Metazoa; Chordata; Actinopteri; Salmoniformes; Salmonidae
Source: RefSeq, a predicted model, not a curated record
GACUUGUCAGUUGCAGACAUGUUGAUAGAGGAACCCGGUUAGACAGAAGAAGCUAUCAAAGUUGAACAUUGUGACAGAGUUAGAUGAGAGGAGUGGCAUUUAUAAAGUGUAUGUCAUAAUGAAAUGUGUGAGGUAUAAAAGGCUAUGCGCAUUGUAUAAUAUUCAGAGCUCUCGUGAUUAAAGAAUCUGACUCUUGAAAGCUUGGUCUCCAUCUGCUUCAUUUAAACCAGAACCUUACAAACUCUGGGUUGCAGACUGAGUAGAUGAAUUAAAGUUCAGUUUAAGAACAUUGAGAACAUAAUUCUCUUAACACAUACUCAACUAUCGACUGGACAGCCAAGUUAUCUAGACAGGCCUACAUUUGAGCUGUUGAAGUGAGAUAGGUACAAUGGAGGACAGAAGCCUUCCUCGUAUUGUGGUCAUUACACUGUCUGUGCUGAUCUACAUUUCUGCUUUGGCAAUAAAUGCCAUGGCAGGAGCUGGAAAGGGACCAUUCCACUGGAGUACAGGGAACAUCUCCAGGAAGUAUGAGACUGACAUAACUCCGGCCGGAUGGACCUUCUCCAUCUGGGGGCUUAUCUACACCUGGCUGACCCUCAUGGUCAUGUAUAUCAUCUCCUUGAUCUACAGAGGGAGCUGGACCCUCUCUGUGCUACUGUACGGUUUCUACCUGUCCUGGAUAGUUAACAUGGCCCUCAACAUGACCUGGCUGCUCCUAUGGGAUCAAGAGCAGGUGACUGCGGCAUUGAUUGUAAUGGCGACCAUUGCUGUCACCAACUACUCCAUGGUCUUCUUCUCCUGCUAUGGGCUGAGUGUUUACGGAGCCUGGCUCAGCCAGAACCAUCCCAGGGACCUCUGGUGCAUUCGGUUGCUGGUGCAAAAUGGCAUUGCGCUGUAUAGCACGUGGACAACCAUCGCCACUUUGAUCAACUUCACUCUGGUGUUGGACCUCUCUGGAGUGGCAAAGAACACUGCAGCCACCGUGUCUCUCUGCAUCCUACUGGUGGAGGUGAUCGGAUGGUUUGGUAUUGAGAACUUCCUGCUGUAUCAACAUGUGAGGUACAUCCUGACUAUUUACCCUGUGGUGAUCAUUGCUCUGGUUGGAAACGUGACCAAGCACUACAACCCUGCAGCACCAAGCGCUAACGCUAUCUUCAUGGUUGUGCUCUUGGUGAUUUCCUGUGUGCUCCUGGUGGUGCGAGUCUCCCUGGUGAUCAGGAGAACCAGGAACCAGACCCUUCACCCGGAGGCUCUGAACUCACCCAGCAGCCUGUCCAAGAAGCAGAGGAAGAUACUCAUGUAGACAACUGGUACACACUUACUUACUUACUGACUUUAUUGUCCCCAUGGGGAAAUUUUGUUGCAGUGUCAUGUACACGUUUAAAGUGG